CCCCGGAGAGUUAGGGCUCCCAGCCUAGCGCGCGGAACGGCUGGGGCCGGGACGCGGAUGCUGGAAGUUCACAUCCCGUCGGUGGGGCCCGAGGCCGAGGGGCCCAGGCAGAGCCCGGAGAAAAGCCACAUGGUGUUCCGAGUGGAGGUGCUGUGCAGCGGGCGCAGACACAUGGUGCCGAGGCGCUACAGCGAGUUCCACGCCCUGCACAAGCGGAUCAAGAAGCUGUACAAAGUGCCCGACUUCCCCUCGAAACGCCUGCCCAACUGGAGGACCAGAGGGUUGGAACAGCGCCGGCAGGGCUUGGAGGCCUACAUCCAGGGCAUCCUGUACCUGAACCAGGAGGUGCCCAAGGAGUUACUGGAAUUCCUGAGACUUCGGCACUUCCCCACAGACCCCAAGGCUAGCAACUGGGGCACCCUGGGGGAGUUCCUGCCUGGCGACAGCAGCUCCCAGCAGCACCAGCGGCCUGUCCUGAGCUUCCAUGUGGAUCCCUAUGUUUGCAACCCCUCCCCAGAGUCGCUGCCCAACGUGGUGGUGAAUGGUGUGCUCCAGGGCCUCUACAGCUUCAGCAUCAGCCCAGAUAAAGCCCAGCCAGAGGCGGCCUGUCACCCUGCUCCUCUGCCACCGAUGCCCUGAUCAGUCCAGAGGCCUUUGGCUGCCUCCUAAGAAAGUCAUGUGCCUCUGUCCUAUGAGCUCCAUAUAAGGCUAGGUCCUCCUUUGGCCUGGACCCAGGACUUAACUACCCAGUGCCCAGUUGUGCCACAUUCCCACUCAAGGCUCAGAACUUGGCUCGCAUUGGUAGCUGGAGGUGGUAGAAUCUGCACGCUCUUAGAGCCCAACAGCCAAGGCAGGGUCAAGAAGAUAAGUAAUAAAGGAAGAAGUCAGCCAGGUUCGGUGGCUCACGCCUGUAAUCCCAGCACUUUGGGAGGCCAGGGUGGGUGGAUCACCUGAGGUCAGGAGUUCAAGACCAGCCUCACCACCAUGGAGAAACCCCGUCUCUACUAAAAAUACAAAAUUAGCCGGGCAUCGUGGUGGUGCAUGCCUGUAAUCCCAGCUACUCAGGAAGCUGAGGCAGGAGAAUCUCUUGAACCCGGGAGGCGGAAGUUGUGGUGAGCCAAGAUCGCGCCACUGCACUCCAGCCUGGGCAACAAGAGUGAAACUCCGUCUCAAAAUAAACAAAUAAAUAAUAAAGGAAGAAGUCAGCUGGGUGCAGAGGCUCAUGCAUGUAAUCCCAACACUUUAGGAGGCCAAGGCAGGAGGAUGCUUGAGUCUGGAAGUUUGAGACCAACCUGCACAACAUAGUGAGACCUGUCUCUAUUAAAAAAAAAAAUCAAUUUAGAGGUAGGCUAUGAAAAAGUACAGAUACAUCCCUUAACAUAGACUGGAGGGUGGUGGCAAGGGGAGCAAAUGUGGAGGCCCAGUAGCUGGCAAAGUUUAGAAGCAGGGGGCAAAAGCUCCUGCCUGACUUUUCCUGGGUAGCUCCUGGGUCAAAGUUUCAGGCAGGAUCCCAGGGAAGGGGCAGGCACCCAUUGCCACAGGAGAGUUGCAGGCAUGUUGGGAUGUAGGCCUAGGGGAGGUGCUGCAGGCUCAAGAACCAGGCCCACACGUUAUAUAUUUAAAAAAAAAAAAAAAAACCCACAUUUUUUUUUUAUUGGUCAGUGUUGGUAGGAGUUUGUUACAAAACUGAGUCCAUGGGCCUGUGGAAUGUGAGGGGAGUGGGUCCGCUCCACCAGAUGCCAGCACCGGGGCCAGUGCAGCUCAGAGCC
Molecule: messenger RNA, 1769 nt
Organism: Pongo pygmaeus (Bornean orangutan)
Lineage: Eukaryota; Metazoa; Chordata; Mammalia; Primates; Hominidae
Gene: SNX22
Product: sorting nexin 22
Exons: 7
Coding region: 58-639 (193 amino acids)
Molecular function (GO): phosphatidylinositol phosphate binding
Source: RefSeq, a predicted model, not a curated record